AUGGACAUCAAAAGUAAAGGAAGUUAAAAGAGUAGGAAAGAGCUGGGAGGUACAAAUGAAAUCAAUAUUUAGAUGAAUUGAGUUUGAAAGGGGUUUCCCUAUUUAAAUUAGAUGUUAAUUAUGACCAUUUGAAAUAAUUUUUGGAAGGAGUCUAAGGAGAUCUUGAUAACCAUACUGUUGAGAUUGAGGCAAUUAAGAAGUUAGUGGGGCCAAGCGAAAUUAUAUUAUUAGUUAUAAAAUUUUGUAUUUUAGAUUCAAGAAUAGUUUCAAUUGAUAAGUGAAUCAUUAUUGUUUACAGAUAAGGAUAUUGAAAAGGAAUUAUCAAGUUCUUUGCAUACCUAUAUAACUUAGAUUCAGGGAAAGUAGAAAUUUGGCAAAGGAGUUUUGGAGAAAAUAAUUACUGAAUUAAGGGGUAAACUAUUUUCUGUUGUUUCGAUGAUUCAACAAUUACAUAGAGAAAGAAUAGUAUGGAAUGAAUUUAUAAUUAGAGAUAAGAUUAACGUAUUACAAAAUUGGAAAAUGAUAUGCUUAUUAAAUAUGAUACUAAAGAUUGUAAGGAAAAAAUGAGAAAACAAAAGAACUAAUUAGAAUAAUAAAUAGAAGAAUUAUAAAAGAGUGGAAGAAAUGAAUUAGAUACAGUUGAGAAAAGAUUAUCAACAGAUAUUUAAAAAUUUGAGGAAGCUGUUAGAGAUGUAGAAAGGUUUAUAAAUAAUUAUGAAUAUAUAGAAAAACUCUUUGGAAAAUACAUGAUUGCUAAGAUCUUUUGUCUAAGAGAAUAAAUGAAGAAUUUGUUAAUGAAGCAAUUAGAAUAAGUGAGGAUAAAAUUUUAAAAGAAGUAUUUAUUAUAAAUUUGAAUAUAUAUAUAGAUUUAAUAAACAUAAAAUAAUGAACAAUUAAUUAAAUUUCAAUAAGAUAUUGCUUAUAUCAGAAGUCAAAUUAAAGGUUUAGAUGAUUUAGUAGGAGAGAAAUAGUAAAAGUUAAAAUUAUAAAUUAAUGAAAUGAAUGAAUUGUAAAUUUAGAAUAUAUCAAAAGAUUAAAAUAAAAAAUACAUCUGAUUGACAAAUUAGUUGAAUCAAAUAAAUAGUAAAGUGAUAAAAUUUUAGAUUUAAAUAGCAGAUUAGCAACUGCCAUAAAUAAAUUAGAUGUUUCUAAUUAAUUAGAUUAACAUAGAUAAAAAAUCAAAUAAUUAGAAGAUUCAAAUUAAAGAUUGAAUGAUGAAGCAAAAGAAAGAACUGAAGCAUUAAAAGAUAUGAAUUUGAAUGCUGAAAAUGUAGCAUAUCUUUUAUCUAAAAUUGAUCCUCAUAAAAUUUGUACACUUGAAGGUGACAUUAAAAAAUUAGAAGAAAUGUCAAUUAGAAAUAAUGUACAUUGGGAAACACUUGAUUCAGAAUUCAAAUAAAGAUAUGAUAGUUUUCAAUUCUUUUCUCAAUUGUAUUAACAAUAAUAAUAAUAAUAAAUACAAAAUUCAACAGAAGAACAAAAAUUUGUUACAAAAGAUGAGAUAAAUAGAAUGUUUGAGUAAUUUCAAUAAUAAGGAAAUAUUGAAGAUGAUAAAAUCAAAAAAAUAUAAAAGGAUUUAUAAGAUAUUGUUCACAAAGUUGAAAAUGCUAAUGAAAUUGAAAAAAGAGUCACAAGAAUAUUUAGAGAUUUAGAUAUAAAUGGUCUUAUAAACAAAGUAAAAAAUAAAGCCAAUGAAGAUGAUAUGAAAAGAGAACUACAUAAUUUAGAAACUAGAUUAGGAUAAGCAAUGGAAACAAUUAAUUAUUUAAGAAGAGAAAUUGAUUAAUUAUAAGGUAUAUAUAUUUAAUAUAAUGUAGUUUAAAUCAGGAAAACACCUAUGAAUAAUAAGUAAUCAGCAUCUCCACCAACAGAUUAGAUUAUUGGAGUUGGAGCAAAAAAGUUAUAUCCAAUAAAUUGUUUGAGUUGUAGUACAACUAAUCAAUAAAGAGUAAAAAUAAUUGUAAAAAAUUAGGUAAAAGGAACAGAUGGAAAAUAUUAUUAAGCUGAUAUUAAGAGAUACAAUAUUGAACAAUAAUAAUAGUUUUAGGAUAUUUAAGAUGAAUCUUAAUAAUUUCCUUUUUCAAAUUAUUUAUCAAGACCUUAAUCUGCUGUUGGUAAUAAAUCUCAAAAUGGAACAAAGAGACCAAUAAGUGCUAAGAAAUGA
Molecule: messenger RNA, 2164 nt
Organism: Paramecium primaurelia
Lineage: Eukaryota; Ciliophora; Oligohymenophorea; Peniculida; Parameciidae
Source: the annotation of a GenBank genome assembly